Pocillopora meandrina is the source of this 278-nucleotide messenger RNA. NCBI's taxonomy places the organism in Eukaryota, Metazoa, Cnidaria, Anthozoa, Scleractinia, Pocilloporidae. The record is from the annotation of a GenBank genome assembly.
AUGCAUAUUAAUGCUGUAUGUAUAGCAUUUGAAACGAAGAAAGAUCUUGUUAAUCAGAGUGAAGAAGGGAGAAAGCUAUUCAGUGCUUUUGUACAAGAUAGGAUCAAGACAGGAAAGAUCAACCUCUGGGCUCCUGUAAAGAAGCGCAAUCUUCUUACCUGGAAAACGAGUGCUAAGGUCAUCAAAGUCAAAGCUAAAGACACGAUCAUCGAGUUAAAGGAGGACAGAAAUCUGUUUGCUUGUUUGGCGAUGGUGUGCAAGAGCCGCCCAGAAAUUGA